Molecule: messenger RNA, 1573 nt
Organism: Benincasa hispida (wax gourd)
Lineage: Eukaryota; Viridiplantae; Streptophyta; Magnoliopsida; Cucurbitales; Cucurbitaceae
Product: BSD domain-containing protein
Source: RefSeq, a predicted model, not a curated record
AGAACCAAAAGAUACUUUCCCUCUAAUCAAUUGAGAAAUCUUACUGUAUCUAACCGUGAGGAUUUGGUGGGUACGGAUCAAACAAAUAGGGACUUCGGGAGAUCAAAACAGAAGUAUAAUAGAACUGAAAAAGUGAAUUUUGGCUGAGAGAAAAGAGCAGAAAAAGACGAGAAGGACGAGUUUCUUCGCUAUUUCCAAAGCUCUGAUCACAAUCUGUGAAUAUAACAUGUCUUGGGUCUUCAAGUCUCUCCAAGCGACCGAUGAUGAUACUAUCCCUGCCGAAUCGCAGUUUAACGGUUCAUCUUCGGAAUGCGUUCGUUUCACCACCGCUGAUCCUUCUGUAAAAGACGAUUUCUCCGCACUCGGUGAGACGCUGAGCCGCCAGUUUCGCGGCUUCGCCAACUUUCUCGCUCCACAACCGACGACGGCGGUCGUUCCUCCCGACGAUUCUUCCGAUUCGAGUUUGAGUUCUUCGUUGCCGUCUCAAACGCUUCAAGGAAUUCGUAAUGAUCUCGCAGAGAUUGGCGGUGGCUUGAGAAACAGCUUCUCGAUGCUCUCUGUAAAUAGCAACAAGGCCGUUGGAGAGAUUUCCAGGUUUGCUUCUAACUUGUUGCCGUUUCCGAGACGUUCUAUCGAUAAUGAAGAGGACGAAGACGAGGUGAUUGAUGAUACGCCGGGAAUCACCCAUGAGGUUCUAAAUUUUGUUAACGAUAUUUCGUCGCGGCCGGAGUACUGGACAGAUUUUCCUUUGGCGCUCGAUGAAAUAGAUUUUGAAAUGUCUGACGUUCAAAGAAUGCACAUUUCAACUGUUGAGCAAUUGGUUCCAAGUAUAUCAGCUCUUAAAAUAAAGCUUCAGAGUUCCAUGUGCAAUGAAAUAUUCUGGAUGAUGUAUUUUAUACUGUUGCUUCCAAGAUUCGAUCAAUCUGAUUUUGAGCUUCUAGCAACAUCUGAAAUUGUGGAAGCAAGAAACACACUUGAUAAACUCCAAAGAAAAGAGAAACCACAGGUGAAUUCUGAGGAUACUUGUGAUAACAAUUUGGCUUGUGGCACCCAAAGGGAAGGAAAUAUGCAAUCUCAGGAAAAACCAAACUCCACUCAAAUCAUUGAAGGAGGUGAAGGAUUGAAAACUCAGGAUGGAAAUGGAGAUGGAGAUGGAGAGACAAACAAUCACUGGUCGGAAAAGGAAUACUCAAAUGCUUGUACAGAUGCCAAAAGAAGGUUUAGGCUUGAAGGUGUGUCAUUCAGUGAUAUAGAGGAUGAUGAGAGAUCUUCAUCAAUCGAGUCUAGUGGUUGGGUUCAGCUGCAUGAGAAUCUCACUUGGAAGCAGGACAGAGAUUCAGAAAGUGGGGGUUCAAGUGAUUGGUUUGAUGUGGAUGAAUUUGAUUAGAAAAGGUACACACCUUCGUAUUUCCCCAAUCUCAAUCCAAUUUUUUCUUGUUUUUAUUUUUUUCCCCUUAAAAUGUUUUCGAGUAAAAGAAAACCUUUGCUUUUCUUUACGGUAGAGUGGCCGCAAGGCUUUUAGUUAGGUCUUAAUUUAUCUUCCCUUUGGUUAUUUUGAAGGAUAAAUUUUGUG